CUCUCAAACACCACCAAACAUCGUCUCCCUGAUUCACCACGAGUCUGUGAGGGAUUUGACAAAAGUCGGGCUGCCAACGUCCAAUUUCACUCUUGAAGCGACUGGGAAUGCUACAUAUCAGAAUUCUAGCAUUUCGAACAUUGUGAAUCCGCCGGUCACGCCUCCUUUCUACACUGGUCUGCACGGUGUGAACCUGAUACUGGACAAUCAGCUGGUGACAGUCCUCUGGGUAUCGAUAUGCGUUGCAGCCAGCGUUGUGUUGCUUAUGCGACUUGUACAGCGACUUGUGGCAUACAUCCGGAAGAUCUUCUGCAUGGCCACGAAACCUGCACAGCAGAGGUACUACGCCAUAAAUCACUCGAUGAUCUGGGCAUGGUCAAAGAAGCAAGUCAUCUAUGCUCCACUUCUCAGAAAAAGACACAACCGGGAACUCCAAUUGUCAAGCGCUACCAACUAUGGCACACUGCCAGGUCGAAUCCACUUCCUGCUACUUGUUCUCUACGGGCUCUCCAACAUGGUGUAUUGCUUGCUCCUGGACUGGAAGACUGUCGAAAAGGGCGCCUUAUUCGCGGAACUGCGUGGUCGAAGUGGCAUUCUGGCAACGGUCAACCUCAUUCCUCUGGUGGUGUUUGCUUCGAGAAACAACCUCGCCAUUCCGAUCCUCCGGGUCAGCUUCGACACCUUCAAUCUGUUUCACCGGUGGAUUGGGAGGAUCGUUGUGGCUGAAGCCAUAGUUCAUGUUCUCGCAUGGAUGGCAGCUUAUAUUCAGGCCAAAGGGAAGGAUGCCACUCCGGCGGUCUUCAACAACAACCCCUUUCUCCAGUAUGGUCUGGCAGGAUUGAUUGCGAUGCUAAUAAUGGCCUUCCAUUCCUUGUCACCUCUCCGGCACGCCUUUUACGAGACCUUCUUGCACAUCCACCAAGCUUGCGCAUUUCUCGCUCUGCUUGGAAUCUACGUCCAUCUGGAGAUGGCCAGCCUACCUGCAUUCCCUGCAAUACGAGCUGCGGUGAUAUUGUUCAUUUUCGAACGCCUCGGCCGCUUGGGCAGGCUGAUCUAUCUCAACUUUUCUUGGAAAGGGGGCAUCACCACGGUAUUCGUCGAGGCAUUACCCGGGGACGCCUCCCGGGUCACAUUUCAGCUGCCGCGACACGUCAAAAUCCGACCUGGAAGUCACGUCUAUGUCUACCUUCCAACGGUGUCACUGUGGAUGUCACAUCCAUUCUCGGUAGCCUGGACGAACAUCGAGUCAGAACCCUGCACUACUCGGAUGGCAUGGGAAGUCCCCAAGACACCCAACUCACUCGAAAGACAGGCAGUGCCUUCCAGGCUUUCCCAAGCACCAACGAGUGUUUCUCUUGUCAUGGUCGCAAGGACUGGAAUGACACGGCAGCUCUAUCAGGCGGCACGACAACAGGUUGGUGGGAAGCUGCAUCUAAGAGGGUUUCUGGAAGGACCUUACGCUGGCCACGACUCACUCACCAGCUACGGAACCGUCGUCAUGUUUGCUGGAGGCGGAGGCAUCACGCAUCACCUUGUCCAGAUUCGGCACCUACUGGCGGGUGCCCAAAUGCAAACCGUGGCGACACGCAAGAUUGUUCUCAUCUGGUCGAUCCGUGACACUGUGGCCAUGGAGUGGGUCAAGCCAUGGAUGACAGAGAUUUUGCACAUGGAGGGUCGACGGGAGAUUUUAAAGAUUGUCGUCUAUGCCAGUAGACCCAGCCAACCGAUCAAUGUGAGCAAGAGCAAGCCAACCAUGCAGAUCGUGGAAGGCAGGCUUGAUCCGGGAUCUGUCCUUGAUGAGGUGAUUCCUACCAGAAUUGGGGCUAUGAUGGUCAGUGUCUGUGGGCCUGGAGCACUGGCGGAUGAAGUUCGAGCAGCAGUGCGUAGUAGAAUACACCUCGCAAACGUGGACAUGAACGAGGAGAGCUUUACCUGGUAGAGGAUUGUGGCAGCGAAAAAUGCUCUGCACGGACAGAAGCCAACGUAGCUAGAAAUCAUCAUAGAGAAUGAAUAGUGUCUAUCCAUAAACUCAGCAGCGUAAUAACGGGCG
Molecule: messenger RNA, 2050 nt
Organism: Exophiala viscosa
Lineage: Eukaryota; Fungi; Ascomycota; Eurotiomycetes; Chaetothyriales; Herpotrichiellaceae
Product: ferric reductase like transmembrane component-domain-containing protein
Exons: 1
Coding region: 266-1939 (557 amino acids)
Biological process (GO): intracellular iron ion homeostasis; copper ion import; iron ion transport
Cellular component (GO): plasma membrane
Molecular function (GO): ferric-chelate reductase activity
Source: RefSeq, a predicted model, not a curated record